CGUCGUCGCUUGCUUCCCGUUCCUCUCUCACUUGUAACAAUCAACUCUCUCUUCAUUGUUUCUCCCACUCUCUCACACAUAGCGAGACCUGCACCGUCACCACGCUUGUAGACUGCCGCGUCGUUGUCUCACCCAUACCACCAACACAUACCAACACUCAACUCGCCACCACCCUCCCCACCUCGCGUGACUAACUGAUACCUACCAACCAUGUCUACCGCAGCGAAGAGGCGAUUGAUUCGUGACUUCAAGCGCCUCGCGACCGAGGCUCCCGAGGGUGUGUCGGGCUCGCCAUGCCAUGACAACAUCAUGAUCUGGAACGCGGUCAUCUUUGGCCCGCCCGACACGCCGUUCGAGGACGGGUCGUUCCGCCUCACGCUCACCUUCACGGACGCGUACCCCAACAAGCCGCCGACGGUGCGCUUCGUGUCGCGCAUGUUCCACCCCAACAUCUACAACAAUGGCGAGCUGUGUCUCGACAUCCUGCAGAACCGCUGGAGCCCGACGUACGACGUCGCUGCCAUCCUGACCUCGGUGCAGAGUCUGCUCAACGACCCCAACCCCAGCAGUCCCGCCAACGUCGAGGCAGCGACCCUGUUCAAGGACAACAAGCAAGAGUAUGAGCGUCGCGUCAAGAUUACCGUCGAGCAGUCUUGGGUAGACGAGGAGGAGCUCGUCGCUCAGGCCGCCGCGGCCACGCCCACCGAGGAGGACGCUCGGCCCGCCGCGCCCAUCCCGGCGUAGCCGCCUACGCGGCCUGGCCUCUACCCUCCCGCGAUCACCGCGACCACACGACCCACCCCCCCACCCUCCCCCCGCCUGCAUCGUUGUCACUCUGUACUAGCAAACGGACCAUCCGUCACGGCAUUAUACGAGCCUCACUGUCCUCCUCGCACUAUCCACUCCAUCCCCACGCUGUCCGUCCCAUGAUCUCCAAUGGCAAGUCACUGUACCUCGCCAUACUAGUGUGAAUGCAUAUGUAUUCUGUUCG
Molecule: messenger RNA, 991 nt
Organism: Vanrija pseudolonga
Lineage: Eukaryota; Fungi; Basidiomycota; Tremellomycetes; Trichosporonales; Trichosporonaceae
Gene: UBC2
Product: Ubiquitin-conjugating enzyme E2 2
Exons: 5
Coding region: 211-744 (177 amino acids)
Biological process (GO): DNA repair; proteasome-mediated ubiquitin-dependent protein catabolic process; protein polyubiquitination
Cellular component (GO): HULC complex
Molecular function (GO): ubiquitin conjugating enzyme activity
Source: RefSeq, a predicted model, not a curated record